Molecule: messenger RNA, 360 nt
Organism: Linum trigynum
Lineage: Eukaryota; Viridiplantae; Streptophyta; Magnoliopsida; Malpighiales; Linaceae
Source: the annotation of a GenBank genome assembly
AUGUCCACUCCAACAGAAGGUGAUAGACCACCUAUUGUGAUGGUUGUGAAGCAGUUCUUGUUGUUGGAGACUGGUUCGUUGGUUGCCCCAGCAUUUGCCCAUAUGUGUAAGCUGGACUUUGCUGAAUACAUGUGUGGGAGGGUGGAUGACAUUGGGGUGUAUAAUUGGAGUGCCUAUGUUGUCCGUGAACUAAAUGUAGAGUUGGUUGCUGGCAAGAGAAAAGAACUUAUUGUUAGGGCUAUGGACAAGAAGAACUUGUGGGUUCUUGGGGAUGUCCACUUCUUGCUGCUCCAUUUGCUAGACUUCCUUAGUGUGCGCGGGUUGCACACCAAGACCAUCCUGAGCUGUAGCUACUGGUAG